Molecule: messenger RNA, 1005 nt
Organism: Echinostoma caproni
Lineage: Eukaryota; Metazoa; Platyhelminthes; Trematoda; Plagiorchiida; Echinostomatidae
Source: the annotation of a GenBank genome assembly
UUGCAUCGCUCCAUAGAUCCAGCUAGAACCCAUCUAACCGGAUCGGUACCGGAAUCCUACAUCGAUCGAGUCCGAGUGGUGCACAGUCAAGGCUCUUUUGGAAGUCGUGGUUACCAGUCGCAUUGGGUGCUGAGUGAAGCUGAGAAAAAUCUGCUGCGCACACACACCACUGCUGUCAGUGCGCGAAUGUUGUAUCAUUUGGCACAACAGAAUCCAGUAGUCCCCGUGCGUUAUUUUAGUAUUGAUCGAGUAUUUCGCAACGAGACAUUGGAUGCCACACAUUUGGCCGAAUUUCAUCAGGUCGAAGGGCUUGUCGCAGACUAUGGCCUAAGUUUGGGCCAUCUGAAAGCGGUCAUUCGUGCAUUCUUCCGAAAAUUGGGUUUGGUUCAGUUGCGUUUCAAACCGGCCUACAAUCCGUACACGGAACCUAGCAUGGAAAUAUUUGCAUAUCAUCCCGGUCACGGUAGUACUACUGUGCACGAUUUGCCGAUCUACAUGGAUUCGUUGAAUCGCAUUCGUCAACUGGUAUCCCGCUGUGAACAAGAAACCAGUCAACGAGGAGAACGUUUUCUCCUAUGUCCGGGGCAUGGUAUGGAAAUGGAACACGGCUUGGGCAAACUGGAUGAAUAUGUGGUCAAUCGAAAAUCCCGAAUAGAGAAAACUCGUGAAUUUCUCUGGUCAAAUCCACCAAACACAUGGCUUACUGAAGACCGAAUACUGGCCUAUGUGUAUCCGGAUGUGCACGACGCUUUACGUUCGGCUGCUCGACUCAAUCUUCGGCAUAGUUUGUUCUGGCUUGCCGCUCCUGCGUCCGGCUCCCAAGCACAGGGAUCGGAUGUUAUUGCACAACGAGAGUCCGGUGAAUUGGUCCCGGUAAACGAAUUCCACACGCUUCUGACUCGCUUAGACGAAAGAUAUCGAUUACGUACCGACCGCGCAUAUGACGCUGAAUUGAAUGAGAAACUGAUACUACCGUGGCGAUGGAUGAGACGACAAUUCGCCUAG